AAUGUAUUAACUAUGAUAUAUUUUGGAGUCGUGUAUAUAUCAGUAUCCAUCCCACUCUCACAAAAAUUUUUCAGAUUUCACUAUCAUUAUCACUAACAAAACAGUCCUCACUAUUACACUUACACCCAUUAACACCCCACUAAUGAGUAUUGUAUUACCAUCUGGUUCAGCUGAACCAUUCACUGCCACCGCUAAGUAUACAGCCCCUGUUCGUCGUCCUGUCGAACCGGUUGGUCGUUUCUUUUUAGCUCAUGCUUCAAGAACUUUAAGAGGACAUACUUGGUCAGAAUUUGAAAAGUUAGAAGCCGAAAAGAAUGUUAAGAAAGUCGAAGAAGAUGAAGAUCUUGAUCUUGGAGAUGAAGAACAAUCUGCUGAAUUAUUAGAACAUGAUCCAAGAGAAUGGAAAACUGCUGAUCUUUAUGCUGUAUUAGGAUUAUCUCAUUUAAGAUUUAGAGCUACUGAAGAUCAAAUUAGAAGAGCUCAUAGAAAACAAGUUUUAAAACAUCAUCCUGAUAAAAAAUCUGCUAGUGGAGGUUUAGAUCAAGAUGGAUUUUUUAAAAUUAUUCAAAAGGCUUUUGAAGUCAUGUUAGAUUCAACUAAAAGACAACAAUAUGAUUCUGUUGAUGAAGGUGCUAAUGUAUUACCUCCAGCUCCAAAAUCUAAAUAUGAUUUCUUUGAAGCUUGGGGUCCAGUAUUUGCAAGUGAAGCAAGAUUUUCUAAAAAGCAACCAGUACCUCAAUUAGGUAAUUUAGAAACUUCUAAAGAAGAAGUUGAUGCCUUUUAUGGAUUUUGGGGUAAAUUUGAUUCUUGGAGAACUUUUGAAUUUAAAGAUGAAGAUGUUCCUGAUGAUACUGCUAAUAGAGAUCAUAAACGUUAUAUUGAACGUAAAAAUAUUGCCUCUAGAAAGAAGUUAAAACAAGAAGAUAAUAAAAGAUUAAUUGAUUUAGUUGAAAGAGCUCAUGCUGAAGAUCCAAGAAUUAAAUUAUUUAAAGAAGCUGCUAAGAAGGAAAAGGAACAAAAGAAAUGGGAAAAGGAAGCUGGUUCAAGAAAAGCUGCUGAAGAAGCUGCUGCUAAGAAAGCUGCUGAAGAAGAAGCUGCUAAAAAGGCUGCUGAAGAAGCUGCUGUUGCAAAGGCAGGAUCUAAAAAGGCUAAAGAAGCUGCUAAAGCUGCUAAAAAGAAACAAAAGAGAAGUAUUAGAGGUGCUCCAAAGGAUGUUGAAUAUUUUGGUGAUGCAUCUAAUGCCACACAAAUUGAUGGUGAUAUAGAAAUUUUAAUUGAAAAAUUAGAUGAUGUUCAAUUAGCUGAUGUUGCUACUAAAGUUACUGGUACUGAUGCUUCUACUGUUAAAUCUGCUAUUAAUUCAGUAGUUUCUGAUUUAAUUGCUGGUGGAAAGCUUGAUGGAUCUAUUUUGAAAUACUUUGGUAAAUAAAUAAAUAUGUAAGUAACUAACU
Messenger RNA from Scheffersomyces amazonensis, 1451 nucleotides. It is a transcript of the gene ZUO1, whose product is annotated as zuotin. The transcript has a single exon. Gene Ontology annotation, biological process: regulation of translational fidelity; 'de novo' cotranslational protein folding. Gene Ontology annotation, cellular component: cytosol. Bases 143 to 1429 code for a protein of 428 amino acids. Gene Ontology annotation, molecular function: ribosome binding; Hsp70 protein binding. Lineage: Eukaryota; Fungi; Ascomycota; Pichiomycetes; Serinales; Debaryomycetaceae. The record is from RefSeq and is a predicted model, not a curated record.